CGGACGUCCAUGGAUGCCGCCAGGACGGUCGUGGUGACCGCCUACGAGGAGCUGCCACGCCGCCGUUCCGGCAGCUAUAGCGCGUCCUGGUUGACCGCUCGAGCCGGGACGCGCGCGGCCGCGGGCGGCCACAACCGCCGGGCGAUGCUGCUCGCGUACGCGCAGCACCUGCGGCGGCGCGGCGGGCAGAGAUCGUAUUCGGGGCCGCCGCGCGUGCUGGAGUGGGGCGAAUGGAAGCGGGCAGACGAUCCCGGCGCCGGCGCCGGCAACGACGAUAAGCAGGCGGUGGCGGGGCGGAGGAGGGGCUGCUGCUCCAGGCUCCGGCUGUGGGUGCGGCUUUGGAUCAGGACGUUCUUCCGUCGCGUCAGGAGGAUCAGGGAGAACGCGUCGUGCAGGAAAGCAGAUUGAACGUGUUGGUCAUGCAGGACGAUACGAGGAAGAUCAUUUGGUUGGUCAUCGGCGAAUUAGCGCCUGCAUCUGCAUCUGCAUGUGUCCUGGAAUUUUUCUGUGUGUGUUGAACUCGUAAGUGCAUCUCCACAUGAACGACAUGUAUACUACCAUAACAAAAAUGUAGAUUGGUAGGGUAGGCCAGUGCUUGCGUAACAUUUAAAAUUUAGGCAUGAGUUGAAGGUGCUUGCUCACGAAUUUUUAUGGCA
This is a messenger RNA of Triticum dicoccoides, 656 nucleotides long. RefSeq lists its product as uncharacterized. NCBI's taxonomy places the organism in Eukaryota, Viridiplantae, Streptophyta, Magnoliopsida, Poales, Poaceae. The transcript is spliced from 2 exons. Bases 10 to 408 code for a protein of 132 amino acids. The record is from RefSeq and is a predicted model, not a curated record.